CCAAUUCUUCUAAGAUAAGAUAAGAUCAAUACAAAUUCAAUCAGAGCUCUAGAAUCGUUUUGGGCAUGGCAAUCCAUUCUUCAGCUCAAUUUGACAUUUUCGGCGCUGGAUUGAGCAAGAACCGCAGGUCAACCUUCUCGAGUUACUGUUCAUAUGCGACUCUUGAAGUCUUCUUGAGGGAUGGGAUGGCACACAUACUUCUUGAGGUUCUUUUGGUUUUUGGUGGUUUCAUCUUGGUCAGUUGUACCUUGGGAAGUAUGGGGCUGGAAAUGCUGCUGCCAUGGACUGUUGAAGUUGAGUUUGGAAUCACCUGCUCUUUCCCACUAGAUGCUAUUGUGGUGUUGCUGUUUUUGGGGUGGUGGAGUGGAUUAAACUGUGGUUUUGGGCUGUGCAUUGCUGCUGGAACUGCUGCCUGGCUUGGGUUGAAUUUGAUGACUGGCUAUUCAAUUCUCCAUUUAGUUGACUGCUUAUGGAUUGUAGACAACAACAUUGCAGCUUAGUCUGGUUUAAAAUCUAUUUUUUGUUCAAUUUGAUAUCUUUCAAUUUGAUUACCUCUGAUACUUUGGAUAGAUGUGCUUGGCUUCGUGUUAGGGAUACUCUGCAUACUCUUCAUAAACUGGAAAUCCAAAU
This is a messenger RNA of Cuscuta campestris, 630 nucleotides long. The record is from the annotation of a GenBank genome assembly. NCBI's taxonomy places the organism in Eukaryota, Viridiplantae, Streptophyta, Magnoliopsida, Solanales, Convolvulaceae.